Molecule: messenger RNA, 942 nt
Organism: Cinara cedri
Lineage: Eukaryota; Metazoa; Arthropoda; Insecta; Hemiptera; Aphididae
Source: the annotation of a GenBank genome assembly
AAAAUGAUUGAUCGCUUAAAAGACAAGGCUCUAGUUUGCCUUGGUUUUAAAACCAGUAACAAAGAAUACGGCAGGUUAAUUGUUGAAGAUGGUGCUUUAAAAGACAUUGUAGAAGCAAAAGAUGACGAAAGAAAGGAUAUGGAAUUUCUUGCUAACGCCGGAACAAUGGUCACCUCUGCAAAGAAUCUACGUGAACUGAUAAAAAAAAUAGAAUGUAAUAAAUUUACUCAGGAAUAUUAUUUAACCAAUAUAGUUUCAAUUGCAGUAAAAAGUGGAUUGAGUGUCGAUUACGUUACUAUCGAUGAAGAAGAGGCAAUGGGUGUGAAUAGUAGGCAUGAUCUUGCAAAAGCUGAAUUUUAUUUUCAGGAAAGUAGAAGAAAAUUUUUUGUUGAUUCUGGAGUAACAUUAAUGGCUCCGGACACUAUUUUCUUUUCUCUCGAUACGCAAAUUGCUCAAGAUGCAAGUGUGGAUCCAUACGUUAUUUUUGCUCCUGGUGUUAAAGUUGAAUCCGAUGCAAAAAUAUUGUCAUUCUCACAUUUAGAAAACUGCUCAAUUAAAAGUGGCGCCUCUGUUGGUCCAUUUGCUAAAAUAAGCAAAGGUACAAUAAUAGGGAAUAAUUCAAUAAUAGGAAAUUUUGUGGAAGUAAAGGCAAGCACAAUUGGUGAAAAUACUAAAAUAAAACACUUAAGUUACAUAGGAAAUACUAAAGUAGGACAGGAAAGCAAUAUAGGAGCUGGUACAGUUGUUUGCAACUACGAUGGAAAAAAGAAACAUGAGACAAGUAUAGGAAACAACUGCUUUAUUGGGGCUAACAGUUCAUUGAUUGCACCGCUUAAUAUUCAUAAUAAUUCCAUGGUUGCAGCAGGUAGCGUGAUAGUUGAUGAUGUACCAGAGGAAAGCCUUGCUAUUGCAAGGGAAAAGCAGGUUAUUAAAGAGCAAUAG